Molecule: messenger RNA, 2816 nt
Organism: Oncorhynchus mykiss (rainbow trout)
Lineage: Eukaryota; Metazoa; Chordata; Actinopteri; Salmoniformes; Salmonidae
Biological process (GO): cell surface receptor signaling pathway; adenylate cyclase-activating G protein-coupled receptor signaling pathway
Cellular component (GO): plasma membrane
Molecular function (GO): G protein-coupled receptor activity
Source: RefSeq, a predicted model, not a curated record
ACGUGGGCAUCAUCGUUGAGGAUCAGUCAGAGAACAUAGUUUUCAUUCUUUGACGGUUCAGCAGAACGCGUGCCGCUGUUUUCCGUGACCGUGGCUAUAGGUGUUAACACCAAGAAACGGGUUUUUUUGUUGUUGUUGUAGCCGACACAAACACCAUGGAGUUGAAGAGUUGGGUGGCUUUGGCCUCCCUGGUCAGUCUUCUCUGGAGUCCUACUUUUUUCUUAUUUACAGGCGCAGGACAAAAUGGACCGUCAUGUGACAUGCAUUGUCCGAAUAAGGACAAAAAUAUUUUGGUAGUUGACGCUGGCUUCACAGGUACCCUGAAACAAUGUUGUGGAAAUGCAUCUAAAACCAUCGCAGACAUAUUUCAAACGACGUGCAGUGUUUCAUUCAACACUCCUGGUAUUCGCUUUCAGGAAGACGGCAAGGAUGUGGAAUUUUCUGUGCGGGAAGUAAAUAAAUCUCAUCUCCUGUACACGUCAAAGAAGUACGUGAAUGGAUUGUUUGUGUGUGUGAUGGUUGGACGGAAUUGCAGCGAGACACUGGACUCACUCAGGGCAAACAUUACAGCUUACAAUAAGAAAUGGCCUUCCAUCGAGUCUACGACAACCAUCUGCAGUGUCUCCUGUUUCAGCACCUCUGAACAUUGCAGGACAUCCGCAUAUGAUGAAGGGGUCUGCAAAAACGCCAAAAACCAAGAUAAGUUCCUCAUCAACGUAACAGCACCAGGGAGCGUGUGUGUCAACUGUAAUGAACCAUUCAAAGACCCUGUGGGAAAGUUGCCUCCUCCAGCGAUCUUUGACACGGGAAGUGGAGUUCACAUCGAUGGUGAAAAGGCUUCGAAGGCCAUGAAAGAUAUCGCCUCUCUGGUCAAUAUGAUGAAUGAGUCCUCAGCUUCUGUGUCGAUGGGCUCGGUCACUGGGGUCGUAGUGAAGCCCAAAGAGAAGACCGACAUCGAGGAAGUCUCCUUUGGGUACUCUUCCAACUCCAACAUUAAGAUUGUUGAAGAUCGGAAGUCUCUGGAUGGCUUCUCUAGGUCUGUAUCCAUCACAAAGGAAGCAUUUGAAAAGGCCUACAACUUAAGCAACGGCAGUGCAUUUGCCGGUGUUUUCCGAUUCCCCAACAUGUCCAAGGAUGUAAACAACAGCACAGUUCUGCAUAACGAAGUGGUAGCGAUCGAGAUGGGCUGUAUCAUUAACAAUUUAACCGACAAGAUAAAUCUUAAUUUUCUAAACGUCCAUAAGGGGGGAGCCAUUCCAUCGUGCCAGUCAUGGAACGGUGAAGGGAGUCAACCCAACUGGACAGACUAUGGCUGUUUGACCAUUGUGAUAGGGGACAACAUAACCUGCAGGUGUACACACCUGACUUUCUUUGCUGUGCUAAUGUCCCCUCCGAACCAGACUCUCUCAGACGGUGAUGUGAACUCUCUCACCUACAUCACCUAUGUGGGGUGUGGCGUGUCCAUGUUCUUCCUGGGCGUGGUUCUCUUCAUGCACUUCCUGAUAAAGAAGGCGAAGUCAAGCAAUACCACCCAGAUCCUGAUCCAGCUGUUUCUGUCCAUGUUCAUGCUCAACAUCACCUUCCUGACCAACGGGUGGGUGGCCAGUCUGCAGAGCCCACUGGGCUGCCAGGUGAUGGCUGCGGCCAUGCAUUACUCUAUGCUGGCCACCUUCACCUGGUUCGCCGUGGAGGCCUUUCACCUCUGUCAGCAGCUCUACAAGUCAGGCUCCCUCCCUAUACCGCGCUACAUCAUGAAAGUGUGUAUCGCCGGGUGGGUCCUGCCCGGCACGGUAGUGAUCAUCCUCGCCAGUCUGGGUAAAUACGGAAAACAGACCAUCUACACUGACGGAGGGAAGGAGGUGUACAUGUGCUGGAUCCUGGACAUUGACGUGCACUACAUAGUGAACAUUGGCUACUACGCGCUGGUCUUCCUCUUCACUUUCACCACCUUCAUCGUGGUUCUGAGCUGGCUGGUCCACCUUAAGAGCACCAAGAACAAGGCCCAGCAGCAGGGGACAGGCACCAAGGACAUAGUGACUGUGAUGGGGCUGUGCUGUCUGCUGGGAAUCACCUGGAGUUUUGCCUUCUUCGCCAACGGGGUCCUCAAGGUUCCCUCCUUCUACAUCUUCACCAUCCUCAACUCGUUCCAAGGUUUCUUUCUGUUCCUCUACUACUACAACACCAGUAGAAUAAUUGGGGAGACCACCAAGGACAACAGUACCAGUAGCAAAAACUCCACAAUGUCCGUCACAGUCACCACCUUGGAGAACCCUUACUUUGACCUAGGCCAACACCACCCUGGAAAACCCUUACCAAUCAAAACUAAUCCCCAAUCCUAGACAGUGGAGGCUGGUGAGAGGAGGACGGAUCAUAAUAAUGUCCAGAAUGGAGAAAAUAUGUGUUUUGAUACCAUAAAAAAAAAAAUAUAUAUAUAUAUUUGUUCCAGCUGUAAAUAUGAGCCCGUACUCUGAUGUAAAGUACCACCAGCUGACACUGGAAGUCUGAGAGAAAUUAUACUCUUAACAGAAUUAUAGUUCUCAGAGUAAAACAAUCUCUGAGCGUAUGGACAUUUUGCAGCUUUUAACUUGUAUUGUAGAAUAGACCAAGGUGACUGUACCCCACAUGUCCUGGUAAUCCAUAGAUUUUUACUGACUUUUCCCCCAGAAUUUGGUAAAUAUUUAUAUAUUUUUAACAAUGUGUUUUAAAAAGAGAUGAAUCAGAAUUUUUUUGCUUUCUUAAAUCUAAAUAAAUCUGUGAACUAUGAUUAUUGCAUGGAGCUUAAAUAAAAUGAAAUGUAUGCGUUUGCAUUUAGUAUG